GCAACUCCUUAUUAAGUGCUGUUAAGUGAUUGCGGUGCUGUUAAGCGCGAAAAAUGCUUUAAUUGUUGAUCCGUCCCGUAAACAAACAAUAAAUAAUGGGGAACCAUAAGGUUUUGCGAUCGGCGGGUAGAAAUUUGCGUUAUUCGAUGUAUGAGUUUAUUGAGGCGGUGCACAAGCGCUCAAUUAUAUGGGAAAGAAGUCAUCCGAACUUCCACAACCGGGAGCUGAGGGAUCAGGCCUGGCAGCAAAUCGGCCAGGAGCUAUGCGCAAAUUUCCAGGGCUCCAGUGACCCGGAGAAGCAGGAAAUCGUGAAAACCCUGCUCAAACGAUGGAAAAACACGAGGGACAGCUAUUUGCGGGUGAACCGGCUGCGACAAAGUGGCGAGGAGGUGGCCAGAGCUUCAUACAUCUACGAAAAGGAGCUGAGUUUCCUGCUGGAUGUGAAAGCAGAAACGGAGGACGACGAAGAGCCCCUGAAGGAGGAGCCUAAGUUCCAGGUCAAACGGAAACGUCUGCCCGCCGCCCACAGAUCUGUGAAAACUCCAAAACGAAGGAGGAACUCCGACCAGGAAUCAAGUCUAGAGUGCGCCACCAAUAACCCAGCCAUUCCGGAUAACUUCCACUCGGCUCUGGAGGAUGUGAGCUACGCAAGGGAGGAUACAGUGCCUCUGGAGAUCACACCCACCCCACACUUUCCUGCAGAUCCACCGCCGUGUAGUACAAAUACCGCCCCCACAUCAGCACCCGCUGAUCCCGACCAGGCAUUCUUCGACACCAUAAGGCCGCAUAUGCAACGAAUGUGCGCUGACCGCAAGCUCGACUUUCAGAUCGAAGUCUUAAAAAUACUACGUAAUUUUAAGCCAAACUGAAUAAUAACUAUAAAUAUUAAAUCAUGUUUUGGGCUUUGCAUUUUAACAGCCGAUACAAACAGUUAACAUGGCCAGUGAAUAAUCGUUAUCGUUAAUCGAAUUGUGCACUAGGCGGGAAAAUGUAAUCGUUAUUUGAAAAUUCACAUACAAGCUGGAACUAUUUUAUGUGACGAAUGCAUUCGAUUUUUGAUUGUUCUGAAAUUCAAUUGUGACGACUACAGCAAAUGAUUUGUUUAUUUGUUUUUGAUUAACUCAACAAUGCGAGUUAUUGGUAUUUUAUCUUAAUAUAAUUAUAAGUAUUUAAUACAAAUACAUUUUUGGUGACUUAUUAUUAUAUUAAAAACAAUGCCGAAAACCCUAUAAGGAAGCAUUUACUGAAAAUAAAAUUUGUCUCGAUUUUUACGCUGACUGCAACUUAAAUAAAAUAAAAUUAUAAAAUAAUGAAAAACAUAUACGAGUAUGUACGUUCUUAAAAGUACUUUUUAAUAAAUUGUGGGUAUACAAAAAGGUUAUUAUUUGUGUUAA
Messenger RNA from Drosophila elegans, 1394 nucleotides. RefSeq lists its product as uncharacterized. The transcript has 2 exons. Bases 96 to 869 code for a protein of 257 amino acids. The record is from RefSeq and is a predicted model, not a curated record. NCBI's taxonomy places the organism in Eukaryota, Metazoa, Arthropoda, Insecta, Diptera, Drosophilidae. Gene Ontology annotation, molecular function: DNA binding. Gene Ontology annotation, biological process: regulation of transcription by RNA polymerase II. Gene Ontology annotation, cellular component: nucleus; transcription regulator complex.